GACAGAUUUGACAGUAAGCUGAAGUGAAAAUUUUACUCGCUGAGUUAAACUGGGACAGUUCACUACUUAGACUUUUUGAAAGAAUUACUGAAAUUUUCACAAAUUUAUUGCACGAAUAUAGAAAUGAAGCCGACAAUCACCUCGUGGGCCGAUGAGGUAGAGGCAGACUAUGUGGACGGACUGCCGCCCUCGAAGGAGCACGUGGAUGGCGACUAUAAGCACGUCACCGAGUACAAGUUCAACGAUGAGGGCAAGAAGAUCAAGGUGGUGCGCAGCUUCAAGAUUGAGAAGAAGAUCGUUUCGAGGGCAGUGGCAAAGCGCCGCAAUUGGACCAAGUUUGGCGACUCCAAGCUGGACAAGCCGGGCCCCAAUUCGUACACCACCAAGGUGGCCGACGAGAUCCUGAUGAACUACAUGGGCUCCAAGGACUUUGAGCACACCCAGGAUCCGCUGGAUGCGAGCAAGCCCAUUGCCAAGUGCCGCAUAUGCAACGGCGAGCAUUGGUCAGUCAAGUGCCCCUACAAGGGCACCUCCAUGGACAUCGAGAGCAAGGCCAUUGCGGCAGCCACUGCAGCUGUGGGCGAGACCAACAAGGCGGGCAAGUAUGUGCCGCCGUUCCUGAAGGAGGGCGGCAAGGGACGCGAGCGCGACGAUUCGUCGGCUGUGCGCAUUUCCAACCUGUCCGAGUCGAUGACCGAGGAUGAUCUCGAAGAGCUGGUCAAGAAGAUUGGGCCACACACCAAGAUGUAUCUGGCGCGCGAGAAGAACUCGGGCCUGUGCAAGGGCUUUGCCUAUGUGCACUUCAAAUAUCGCAAAGACGCGGCCGAGGCAAUCGAAAUACUCAACGGACACGGCUAUGAUCACUUAAUCCUAAGCGUGGAGUGGUCCAAGCCGCAGAAUUAAAUACACACACACACACAUCUUAUCCGAUGCCCUGGCGCAUAUGUCUUUUGGCUGGGAAAAGCGCAAAGCUGCGCAGGAGUUGAGGCAAAGUUGAAACAAACUAAAAACUUUGAGUAAAUCCGAUAAUGCCACGUUUUAAAUGCGAAUUUUUUACACGUGACAGCACAGAGAAAUUCUCACACAAAUAUACACGAAAGCACAGAUACACACACACACACACACGCACACAUAUAUACGUAAAUAAAGGAAAGGAAAAGCCACUUAAAUGAAAGACAGACGUGGAGAAGAAAAGCUGGCGAAACACCACUAGACUUUGGCUGACUGGAACAUUAAUAAUUAAAUUGAAGAAAAGAAAAGUCUUAUGCACGGCUCACAAGCCAGCUGAAAACCGAGCGCCCACGCCCACCUCCACGUCCACGCCCACUUAUCCCCAAUAGUGGUGUGGCCUCUGGACAGCCCUGGCCUGCCGAUGGUGGCGUUGGAAUAGUGCACGGUGAACUGAACUUGAAUACACUUUUAAAUGGCCUGGCUUGGCCCUGCCUGUGUGGGCGGGGGAGGUGCGAGGAGAGAUCAAAGCGAAACCCCACAUACAUAAGAAAUGUAUACCUGCAGCAGCGAGCUUUGUUCACGUGUGUGUGUGUGUGUGUGUGUGUGUGUGUGUGUGUGUGUGUGCGUGUGUGUGUGUGCGUGUGUGUGUUUGUGUUGGGGCAUGGGCGAGGGGCUGGCGACGAAAGCAAAUUCUCAAACAAAUUACUGAAUAAUUUAUAAAUUAACUUUUUCUUGGGCUCGCUCGUUCAUUCGCCUUUGUGCGCGACGACAAUGGAGGAGGCAUUGCCGAAGCUUGGCUCCAGCAGCAGAGGUUGAGGGGUGGGCGAUGGGUGAUGGGGGCCUGCUGGCCGUUUGUUUGCUUUUUUCUUGCACCUCCUCCGUCUGCAGUCUAACUAUGUGUGCGUAUAUAUUCAUAGUGGUGCGGCUGGCACGCACAUUCGCCCGCUGGGCAGUAACCACAAUGGCAGUUGGCUGCACGGCUGCCAGCUGCUGGCUGGCAACUGGCAACUGGCGAGUUCCGAGUGGCAAGUGGCAACUGGCGGCUAGCGGGUGGGUUCAGUUCUCAGGGGCAUUUGAAUAUUCAAAUGGUAUUUCGUGGCAUUUGCUGAUGUUGCUUCUGCUCCUGCUGCUAUGGCUGUGGCUGUUGUUGUUGUUGUUGUUGUUGUUGCUAUAUUGCGCUUUAAGCAUAUGACCGUUAUUUACUGUUUUAUUGCACGCGGGCGCACACAAAAAUUGCUAAAAUAAUUACACAGUUGUCGGCACAGCAAACGCUUGGCGGGCUCCAGGAGGCAGCCACCGAGCCACCCAGCCAGCCAACCACCGACCACGACAGCAGCAACUAAAUAAAAUUAAUCCUCAAACGGCCUCAGGCACUCGCCCCCUACUUUAUGAGCGUGUGUGUGGUCAGCAGACUAAUGCAAACUAUUGCUAAAAACUUGGCCAGCAACACAAAACCGCGUUUUAGCCAUUAAUUCGCUAAGCGCUGACUCUCUUACCUGGUAUGGGCCCGCAGACGCGUGGUAUUAUUUCCAAAAUGGCCGAGCAUGAGGGAUCCUCGAAGCACAGUUGUCUGGCCAAAAUGCAGUUCAAGAUCGCAACGGCACCUUUAAUGGUCGAACCU
Drosophila mojavensis is the source of this 2572-nucleotide messenger RNA. RefSeq names its product eukaryotic translation initiation factor 3 subunit G-2 (gene eIF3g2). The transcript is spliced from 2 exons. Gene Ontology annotation, molecular function: RNA binding; translation initiation factor activity. NCBI's taxonomy places the organism in Eukaryota, Metazoa, Arthropoda, Insecta, Diptera, Drosophilidae. The record is from RefSeq and is a predicted model, not a curated record. The coding region runs from base 124 to 903 and encodes 259 amino acids. Gene Ontology annotation, cellular component: cytoplasm; eukaryotic translation initiation factor 3 complex.